AUGCCCUCCUCCCCGCUCGCCGCCGGCGACGCCGCGUCCACCUCCGGCCCCGCCUCCGCCUCCGCCGCGCCCGCCGAUGACGACGACCGCGUCUUCCUCGUCCAGCACCGGUGGUGGAGGGAGGCGCAGGAGGGCGCCGAGAUCGACGCGCACGGGAUUCCCUACGCGGCGGCGCCGUCGGGGGGCCCCUCCUACGGCUUCCGCGGGGUGCUCAGCCUGCUCAUGAGCGACAACGCCACCUUCACCCUCCGCCGCGCCGACGACCUCCUCCAGCCCGAAGCCUCCGCCAAGGCCGGGGCCAGGAGCUACGCGCUCGUCGCGGCCGACCUCUUCGGGAAGGCACGCACCUGGCAUUUUGAUUCUCUCAAGUCUAAUGGCAAAAGUUCAUUGCUUACUGAAGAGGCAUCCGUAAACAUAUACCCUAUAAUGCUUAGAGUUUUGGUCACUCGAGGUACAAAUGCACUAACGGUGAAGAUCAGUAGAAAGGACAACUCAGCCGAGAACUUUAAAAGAGCAAACAAGAUUCUGGCUUCGGAGUCUGAGCCGGUUCACAUAUGGGAUUUCUCUGGGCGAACAACCUUCAUAUUGAUGAAUGAAUGGAACCGUAUGCCCCAAGAUCCCCGGUCUUCUGACCAGGAGAUGCCUCUGGAAAUACAAUUCUAUGAUAUAUCAGAACCUCCGGCUAAUGGUGCUGCUGGGAGAAAAGAUGAGUUAGCAUUGACCAUGGGUAGCUCAGCUUUGAGCAAUGGUGGCAUCAUGGACAUGGAUCUGGAUUCAUCAGGUGGAAUCUGUAAGCAAGUUGGCUCUGGUUUAAUAGGAUUAGACAAUCUUGGAAACACAUGUUUCAUGAACAGUGCAGUCCAGUGUUUGGCUCAUACUUCAAAGCUGGUUGACUAUUUUCUUGGAGAUUACCAGAAGGAAAUAAACACCCAGAACCCACUAGGAAUGAAGGGGGAGCUUGCUUAUUCAUUUGGAGAUCUGGUGAGGAAGUUGUGGGCUAUUGACGGAACCUCAUUUUCUCCUCGCCAGUUUAAGGCAAAACUUGCACGCUUUGCCCCCCAAUUCAGUGGCUUUAACCAACAUGAUUCACAGGAGCUUCUUGCUUUCUUAUUGGAUGGACUACAUGAAGAUUUGAAUCGUGUCAAAUGUAAACCCUAUGCUGAAGCAAAGGAUUCAGAUGGUCGUCCUGAUGAAGAGGUUGCAGAUGAGUACUGGGGCAACCAUUUAGCUCGAAAUGAUUCCAUUAUAGUUGAUACAUGCCAGGGCCAAUACAAAUCUACGCUAGUUUGCCCACUUUGCAAGAAAGUGUCCAUAACGUUUGACCCGUUUAUGUAUUUAUCUUUGCCCCUGCCUUCAACGACAACGAGAACAAUGACCGUAACAGUCUUUAGUACUGACGGCUCUAUUGGGCCAUCUCCUUACACUGUGAGUAUACCAAAAUCUGGAGACUUUAAGACACUCAUCAAUGCGUUAAGCAAUGCUUGUUCGCUUAGAGACGACGAGCGCCUCUUGGUUGCUGAGGUUUACAAUAGUUCUCUCAUCCGCUACUUGGAGGAUCCCUCUGAUGACAUCUCCUUGAUCAGAGAUGGAGAUAAAUUGGUUGCCUAUCGACUUCCGAAAGACAGUGAAGGUGCAGCUGUAGUGGUGUUCAAAAGCGAACGUAUGGAGUCCUCCAUCUCUAGUUUUGGUAGGAAGUCUUGGAAGAAUUUUGGCACUCCUCUUGUAUCAAAUCUCCCUGACACAAUUGAUGGGCGUACUAUCUACAAUCUUCUCCUAAAAGCUCUGACUCCAUUCCGAGAACCAAAAGAUGAUGUUUUGGAUGAUGAUCAAAUAACUGGCAAAAGCAGCCCCGUGAAUGAAACUUCAGACAUCGAUAUGAGCUCCGAUGCUGCAGAGUGCUCCAGCAUGAACACUAAUGCUGGUGAGGAUGACAUGACGACUGAAGGUGGCAUGCUAUUUUUCUUGAAUACUGAGAGGUUCCCGAACCAGCGCAUGAAGAUAGAAAUGGAUCAAACUAUUACACUUUCCAAUUUGCAGAGGCGUUUGAUUGUGUCUGUGAGUUGGCAGGAUAAGGGUCUCAAGCAAUACAACCUUGAUUCUUUGGAUUCGCUUCCUGAGGUUUACAAGACCGUGCUGUUUACAAGGAGACCACAGGAAACCUGUUCCCUGUAUGCAUGUCUUGAAGCAUUUAUAAAGGAGGAACCAUUGGGCCCAGAGGACAUGUGGUAUUGCCCAGGUUGUAAAGAACACCGACAAGCUAGUAAGAAACUAGACCUUUGGAGGUUACCAGAGAUCCUCAUAAUACACCUAAAAAGAUUUUCAUACAGUCGGUACACAAAAAACAAGCUGGAUACAUAUGUGGACUUCCCGAUUCAUGAUCUUGACUUGUCGAGUUAUAUCCGCGACAGAAGCGGGCAGAUGUCCAACCACUAUCAACUGUAUGCUGUCAGUAACCACUAUGGGAGCAUGGGAGGAGGUCACUACACUGCAUAUGUUUAUAAUGAUGGGAAAAAGAAGUGGUAUGAUUUUGACGACCGUUGUGUCUCAGGUCUUGAGAACGAGGAUAGCAUAAAGACGUCGGCAGCUUAUGUUCUUUUUUAUAGGCGGGUACAUGGUGAUACUAGCUUAGUAGAUACAGAAACAACAACAAUAGUAGAGUCUCCUGAUUGUACAACAUCAGGAGUAGCGGCGGCGGGUGACGACUUGUGA
Molecule: messenger RNA, 2709 nt
Organism: Triticum turgidum subsp. durum (durum wheat)
Lineage: Eukaryota; Viridiplantae; Streptophyta; Magnoliopsida; Poales; Poaceae
Source: the annotation of a GenBank genome assembly